Molecule: messenger RNA, 1588 nt
Organism: Sclerotinia trifoliorum
Lineage: Eukaryota; Fungi; Ascomycota; Leotiomycetes; Helotiales; Sclerotiniaceae
Source: the annotation of a GenBank genome assembly
UUAAUUCGGAUAAUUGGGACCAAUCACCUUAUUGUUGCGUGACCUGAUGGAUACAUGAAGUAGUUUCCCCUCAUUUGAAAAUCUAAUGACUUCCUCCUUCUUUCCUCCUGCUAUUCAAUCCCACAAACUCAUACACAUCCAUUGAUACAUUAACACAUCAACAUCUCGUACCUGAAUUUAUCAUACCAACAUUUUCAUCCACAUACUUCACCUUUUUUGAUAUUUAUUCCAUCAAAGAAAGAUUCUCCCCAAGCAUCAACUGUCAAAUACCUUUCUUAGUUAUUUGAUCAAACACACCAUUCUGCCUUUGUCUCUCGAUAAAUAUCGUGAGGUAUCGUAUUUACUACAUCAAGUAAAGCAAACCACUUCGAUCAAUCAUGUCUGCAGACACAGCAACUCAACCAAUCAAUACAGCAAAUGCUUCUCAAGAUGCUGAUCCUUCACCUUUAACUAAGGUUGACUCGGCUGUUCAAGGUUUAUCGAGUAGUCCUACUGAUGAAAAGACUACUAAACAUCGGAGAACAAGUUCAAGUGCUCCUGGUGUAUGGAAUAUUAAUGACUUGGGUAUGUAUCUUUCCUUUCAUGCAUGAGUAUCCCCCCAUCUCUCCUUAUGACAUAACUAACAACCUGAACAGAGAAAGAGGGAAAAGAACUAGAGAUUGCGAAAGAAACUCAAAAGCUGAACUGGUAUGUAUAUCUUACACCCCACUUCAUCAAAUACAGCCUCAUUUCAACAACUUUUUGAACAACGGCUGAUGACAUACUUAUCACAUAGGCGUAUAAACAAAUCACCAAUGGCUCUUGAUGAUCCUGAAAAGGCUUUCCUGAAGAAAUCUCUUACUACACCACCAGUCAAGAAGAUUGACUUACAUUUCCCUCUUGGGUUGGAAGUUACGGCGAGAAAUAUGAAGGGUGUUACUAUUAAGGAUGCAUUAGAUGCUAUCUAUAAGCAAUUCAGAAAGAAGGUAUGAUCUCCCUAGCACUUUCUUAUUUUUCAUGAAAAACUUUAUCUCUCUCAUCUGCCACAAUUCCAAACACAACGUACUGAUACAUCUCAAAUCACAGGCAGAUGAUGAACUCGAAAAUCCAGUCCUCGCAGGUUUCGAAUGGGAUAAAGACGAAUCAUGGACUCGUCUCAUCGUUCACUGCAAGAAAGAAGGAGCACCACAACCCAAGAAGAAGAGCAAGAAAGCCGGUAAAGAAGGAGAAGAAUUGUAGUUUUACUACUAUCUCUCUCUACCUUUCCUUAUCUUUUCUGCCUACUCGUAAACUACACUUGUUGUUCGGAUAGAGCAUUGAUGGCGUGCGAGAUUAAGGAUGAUUUUUUUUACGGAUUUUGAGAAUGGAUGGGUGCUUGAAUUUUGCUGGUGUGAUAUUGAUGGAUUUUGCUUGGGUUAUGAAUGAUUUGCUAUGAUAUGGAUGGGAUGGGAUAGGGAGUCGGAUUUGGUGAUAAGUGGAUGCGAUGGAUUGAGAUCGAUGAUAUUCCUCUCCUUUUUUAACUUGUUAAUUUGCUAUCUAAGGUUUUAAACCAUAACUUUAUACGAGAUAUUUAGCUAGCUGAAUUAAAAGCUUGGCUUCAUUUUAUUUG